Molecule: messenger RNA, 804 nt
Organism: Thamnophis sirtalis
Lineage: Eukaryota; Metazoa; Chordata; Lepidosauria; Squamata; Natricidae
Source: RefSeq, a predicted model, not a curated record
UGGUCGUAAGUCAAGGACUACCUAAGAAUUAGGGGGGAAGCUUCCUCAGUUUUCUUUUUUUUUACUCCCAUUUGGUCAAAUUCUUCUUGUAUUUAUGAUGGAACUGCCUCUAUGCUUCAUAAUUGCAGGGCUAAUCCAGAGACCAUGCGCUAUUGAGCGCUCAACCCUAAAGCUAUGGGCCUGUUCAACCAAGCAGAGCUGUUCCCUUAUCCGGCAGCCUUGGAAAAGGGGCAACUGGAUGAGCAGAAAUGCAGCCGUUCACCGGAUUGCGAGGGUUUUCCAGCCCAGAGCAGUGCUGAAGGGGACUCUGUUUCUUCUGAAAAUGACUCUCCGCCAGGCAGCCAUUCCAGCGGCUGCGCGGAAGAGGAUGAAGCCAGUAGCACAGAGAGUGCCCAAAAUGGGCACGAGGGUCUUUGUAGUGGAAGCACUACUGGCUGUGAUCCUAAAGACGAGCAGCGUGCAGCCCUGAACAAGAUCUCCGCUCUUGAAAACCGGCUCAAGGAGCUGCAUCAUCGGAAGAAAGAGCUGAAUAUAGAGAUGGACCUGGAAGGUGCCUUGUUAGAAGGGGAACUGCAGGAAGAGAGGCAGGAGCUACGGCAAGAGGAGGAACGGCUGCUGGAGCUGAAAGAACGCCUCGCGGAGACAGAGCUCAGGUGCCGGGAAGAACGCGAGAAGGAGAAGGCACGUCUCCAACGAGAACGUCAGAGGGUGGAGGAGCUCCAGAGACAGCAUGCUGAGUCUCAGAUCCACCUAAACAACCAGCCGGAAUCGAUGCGUGAACGGAUGCAGAAGCAACUCCAGGAG